This is a messenger RNA of Urocitellus parryii (Arctic ground squirrel), 4279 nucleotides long. Lineage: Eukaryota; Metazoa; Chordata; Mammalia; Rodentia; Sciuridae. The record is from RefSeq and is a predicted model, not a curated record.
GGGCUUGCCUGAGAACCUGAGGGUCUGCCGCUGGCGCCUAAAGGACGCUAGUCGAACCUUAGCCGCAAACCCGGGGAAAGAACCUGCUCCCGACCGUCGCGGGCCACCCUUGCUUCGUACACCGCAGCUAUGUGGGCCCCCCUGCGGUCAGCUCUGCGGCCCUGCUUCCGCGCCGCUGCCCCGGGGCUGCGCGCCUAUCACGCUGACGCCGUGGCGGCGUUGGGCACCCAGUUGGACUCCGGCUCUGCCAUCUACCAGGAGAACUAUGAGCAGAUGAAAGCACUAGUGGAUCAACUCCAUGAACGAGCCCAGUAUAUAAGACUAGGAGGUAGUGAGAAAGCCCGAGCACUGCACACAGCAAGAGGAAAACUGUUACCCAGAGAAAGAGUCGACACGCUUAUAGACCCAGGGUCUCCGUUUCUGGAAUUAUCCCAGUUUGCAGGUUACCAGUUAUAUGGUAAUGAGGAAGYCCCUGCAGGUGGCAUCAUUACAGGCAUUGGAAGAGUAUCAGGAGUAGAGUGCAUGAUUGUUGCUAAUGAUGCCACUGUGAAAGGGGGUUCCUACUACCCAGUGACUGUGAAAAAACACCUGCGGGCACAAGAAAUUGCGCUGCAAAACAGGCUCCCCUGCAUCUACCUGGUGGACUCAGGAGGAGCCAACUUACCCCGACAAGCUGAUGUGUUUCCAGACCGAGACCACUUUGGCCGCAUAUUCUACAAUCAAGCAAUUAUGUCGUCUAAAGGUAUUACCCAGGUUAAAGCGGCUACUGGUGAAGAGGUGUCUGCUGAAGAUCUUGGAGGUGCUGAUCUUCAUUGCAGAAAAUCUGGAGUCACUGACCACUAUGCUUUGAAUGAUCAUCAUGCCCUUCACUUGACUAGAAAGGUUGUGAGGAGUCUGAAUUAUCAGAAGAAAUUAGAUGUUACCAUUGAACCUUCUGAAGAGCCUUUAUUUCCUGCUGAUGAGAUGUAUGGAAUAGUUGGUGCUAACCUCAAGCGGAAUUUUGAUGUCCGAGAGGUCAUUGCUAGGAUCGUGGAUGGAAGCAGAUUCAAUGAAUUCAAAGCCUUCUAUGGAGACACAUUAGUUACAGGAUUUGCUCGAAUAUUUGGAUACCCCAUAGGUAUCAUUGGAAACAAUGGAGUUCUGUUUUCUGAAUCUGCAAAAAAGGGUGCUCACUUCGUCCAGUUAUGCUGCCAAAGAAAUAUUCCUCUGCUGUUCCUCCAGAAUAUCACUGGAUUCAUGGUUGGUAGAGAGUAUGAAGCCGAAGGAAUCGCCAAGGAUGGUGCCAAGAUGGUGGCUGCUGUAGCCUGUGCCAACGUGCCUAAGAUAACCGUCAUUAUUGGGGGAUCGUAUGGGGCUGGAAAUUAUGGGAUGUGUGGCAGAGCAUAUAGCCCAAGAUUUCUCUACAUGUGGCCAAAUGCUCGUAUCUCAGUGAUGGGAGGAGAGCAGGCAGCCAGUGUGUUAGCUAUGAUAGCAAAGGACCAAAAAGCACGAGAGGGGAAACAGUUGUCCAGUGCUGAUGAAGCAGCUUUAAAAGAGCCAAUCAUUAAGCAGUUUGAAGAGGAAGGGAACCCUUACUAUUCCAGUGCAAGGCUGUGGGAUGAUGGGAUUAUCGAUCCAGUGGACACCAGAUUGGUUCUGGGUCUCAGUAUUAGUGCAGCCCUCAACGCCCCCAUCCAGAAGACUGACUUUGGCGUUUUCAGGAUGUAGCUGGAAUAUAAAAUGUGUUCUGUUGGACAUGUGCCAAAAAUUAUCAUAUGUAACCUUAAAAUUUUAAAUUUUUUGAACGUGUUUCUGUGAUUUUUUGUUCUUAACACAAUACAUUGUACUUUUCUACCUUAAAAAAAAUCAAUGAGGAUAUUUAUUUGAUGAGCAUCAAUUCCUUUUAAAUUUUCUUAGAGAAAUUUUUCCGUGGCUCAAUCUUAUCACCCAUGAAAUGAAGAGACUAAUUAUCCUUUAUAUCCUACAAACAAUAUAAAAAGUUCUUUAAUCUAUAAAUUCCAGUGUGGUUGAGAUUAUUAAUAUAAAGUUUAUAUUUGCUGAAAUGAUUAUUUUGCUGAUUAGGCUUGAUGAUAUUUUAAGUUAUUUUAAAGAAUCAUCUAUUACCUUUCUCUUCAGCCACCAUCCUAUCUCCUUCCCAUAGUAGUCAGAUUUCUCCCUGUCUGCACUGUGGGCCCUGCUUUCUAACCUAUUCUCUCCUUGUUCUGCCCCUCUCUGGCUUCCGCCAACAGCUCUGUCCGGUUACCAUUGCUCUCCAUGUUGCUGAAGCCAGUGGAGUGUUUCCCAGCCUUAUCUGACUUUUCAGUAGCAUUCUGUUGGAUUGAACACUCCCUCCUUGAACUGCAGCCUUGGCUUUCAUAGUCAACCCUCUAGAUUUUCCAUCAAUCCCUUUAGCCUUUCUUUUUUAGUUUCCCUUGUGGAAUCCUCUUCAUCUCCUGAUCUCCCCCACUUUUAUUAUUUGUCUUAAUUUUCAUUAAGGAAUACACAAAUACAUUCUUAUACUGAAAAGAUACAAAUAACACAAAAGUAUCUCCUUUUUUAAUGUAAGAAAUUAACCCUUUUAACCAUUUUGAGUGUACAGUUCACUAGCAUUAAGUACCUUCAUAUUACUGUGCAGCCAUCACCACCAUCCAUCUCUAGAACUUGUUGUUGUCCCACAUUGAUUCUCUGUGUCCAUUAAACAAUAUCUCCCAUUUCCCCCUACCCCCAGCUCCCAUUUUCCCCUCCCCCAAGCCCCUGGCCCAUAUUAUUAAAUGCACAUAUUUCUCAUGGCAUAAAACACGUGCAUUCUUGCUGGGCCAUUUUUCCCCUCUCAUGGCUUCAGUCCCGUCUAAAUGCAUUCCUGCAUUGGCUCUUCCUAGCAUAGUUCUUCCCUGGUUCUACACUUGUGUGCUCUUAUAAAACAUGUCUACUGGACAUCCACCUGGUUGUCUUGGAGGAGCCUCAAUUCAGUCAUCAGGUGCUAUAACUUUGCCUCCUUGAUGGUCUCUUGAACUCUUCCACUUAUUUUUGUCUCUUACCAGCACGGGCCUUAGGAGUGGUCUGCUGCAUCUGGUCUUACCUCAUCCUGUCUGUUCACCUCUCGAGUUAGAGAGGCCACCCUAAAGUACACAUCUGGUCAGACUGCUCCCUUCCUUAAAAUCAUUCAGUGGUUUCUUGUGAAGUGCCAGCUGGCCCCAAUGGCCUCCAUGAUCUUGCUUGAUCUUUGCUUUUUUAACCUCAUCUCUUUGACUCCUCUUUUCACAGGACAGUAGCUCUGGCCAUUCUAGACGUCCAGGUCUUUGAACCUCCUAAGUUCUUCCACCAAAAGAUAUACAAGGCUCCCUUGACCUGAACUCUUCUCCUCUUGCUUCUUCAGCACUUAUCCUUCAGCUUAAGCUCUUGAUUCUCUUUGAUAAACACUACUUCCUUAGGAAUGUUUUUGUGACUUCCCUGGACUGGGCUGGCUUCCCUACUGUGUGCUCUUAUAAAACAUCAUAUGCCUCUAUCACAAAUUCAUCAUUGUGUCAUAAAUGUUUCUUUAACAUUGCCCACUGCUAGAAUGUAAGCUCUACGAGAGCAAGGAUCUGUUUAUCCUGUGUCUACAGUGCCUGGCACUUGAGGGGCUCAAUAUUUGUUGAAUGAAUGAAAAUGUCCAUAUUAUAAUUGAUGUCCUCAGGACAUAAAAUUUUAAAAUUAGGUGUUUGAUUAUACAACUUGAUACAACUAUCAUGUUUUCUUAAUAAAAUUAAUAUUUCAAAUGUCUGUAUGUUCUGUUUAGGCUUCCUGUAUAUCAGGAAGUCAAUUUAACUUUUUAUGGGGUGACAUAUAGAAAGAAAAUCAUGAAUGAAAGGUAGUUUUCAUUUUCAGAAGGAACAUGGUAUUUUUUUUUUAAACAAAAGCACAAGUCCACUUUCACUUAACUAUUUUUCAUUAGUUUAAAUCCUUGAGGGUAGAGCAUCAAAAGAAUUCUGUGUCCAGUGGCCUUGGUAUGAAGGCUGCUUUGGAUUUGGCAUAAGCCACCUCACUGUUAACGUCGGCGUAAGUCACCUUUCCCCAGAGGACUCUGGUUUUGUUCGCUUGCUGUCAGGAGUCACUGUUUUGUUCUUGCUUUGUAGACAUAGCACAUCUUUUGCCCAAGUAGAAUCUAGUUCCAUCUCAGGCAUAAACACCUCCAAUUUUAAGAAGAGCUAUGUGCUCCCUUUAGUUCUGGAGACUUUGUUUCUAGCAAGUAAGAAUGUUCCAGAUGUUUCUGCCUUUUAGGAACCCUGUUCCUAGGAGGCCUUCUUCACAGGCUCUAAGA